GCGCAAGAUUGCUACGACUAGCCGAUGGAUAGCGACGCCGAAGCAGAAGAGAUCGCGUCGGAUGAAGAAAUCGCCGGUGUCGAGGAUGAUCAGGCGUACAGUGUGGACUUUGAUGAGGACUUGGCACCGUCCCCUGUCAAACCAGCUAUGGUUAAGGGGAAAACAGUAUUACCGUCUCAGCCGCCCACGAAACCCAUCAAGGCGGUUGUUGCCACACUUCCACCAAAAGUCUCUAAAACCCCUCCUAUCGUCGACGAUGACGAUGAAGAACCCGACUACGGAGACGACGAGUUUGAGAAAGACGACGACGGGUACGGCGACGCGUCGUUUGAGAACGAGAGUGGCCGCGCGAGCAGCCCUCGGCAUCACGUGAACCUGUCCGUCCCCACGCGCCCCCCACCCCCCCCUCGGGCCAUUGAGAAGUCCCCGCCAAAGCCACCGAAACUGUCCCCCGCGCAGCUUCCUCCGUCUCCACCCCUCACUCGAAUCGAUGAAGCCUCCACCAACCCUCCAACGCGAGAAGCCAGCCGGUACAUUCGGCAGCUGGAGACCCAGUUGUUGGACGAAAACGACGCGCUCAAGCACCAGCACGCCCAGCUAACGCGCACGAACAACGACCUCAAAAACGAAUUGCGCUUUUUGCAGCAGCGCCACGUCGACGAAAAGCGGUUGCGGUCGGAAAAGUUUCAGCAAAAGAAAAAACGAGCAGACGAACGUCGCCUGCAGCAUGAAUUGGUGCUGGUCACAACCAAACAAACGCUGCAAGACGUCGAGGCCAAGUACGUGGCGUUGGAGUCUGUCAUGAUGGCCCAAACCCAGGCCAUGGAGUUGCUGCAGACAACAUUCGAAGCCUGCGACGCAGAGAAACGAGUGGUCGAAGAGCGACAUCGUGUGUUGUCGGACAAAUACCAAUCGGCACUGCAGGACAUCCACGCGCUCAACGGCAAACUCGAAGCGGCGGUGGACGUGCGGCAGCACACCCAGCAAAAAUACGAAAAGGCCAUGCUCGACCACAAAGUUGCCUUGGAAGUUGUCGAGCAACGAUGCUUGGUCAAGUUGCAGUGCAUGCAAGAGGCGAUGGACAAAGCGACAGCGGAACGACACCAAGAACGCAUCGAGUUGCCCGAGAAUUACAGGCUGAUCGUCGAGGCCCAGCGCGAACGCUACGAAAAGCUCGAAGAAAAGCUGCUCCAAGACAAGCGAGAAAUGGAAGACAAGGCAACACGGGAACGCGACCGAUUCGACAAGGCACUGGCAAUGGCGCAACAGCAGCGCAUCCAAGCCGAAGAACGGGCGGAUGCCAAGAUUCGCGACGAAGCAAUCAAGGUGUUUCGCGAACGAGAUGCCAUCGACGACCAACGCCGCCAACUGCUCACGAGUUUGGCGACGCAAAAUGCCCGGUUGGACGAAGAGCGAGGCAAAGUGGACGCGUUGCGGACCCAAUUGGAAGAAAAACGACUGAAAUUGGUGCAGGAUGAAAUCACAGUAGAAGCUCAAGCAAAGCAAUGCCACGACCGGUUGCUGCAGCUGGCUCGCGAUGAAGACACGGUCAACGCACGCAAGCGGGAAGUGCUGGCGCUGAGUGCUUCGACACUCGAGAAAUCUCGAAGUCACACAGACGUGGUACGGGCUUUGGAGCAACUACAAAUUGCCCAUGCCGAGCUACAAGACAAAUUCAAUGCGCUGUCGAGACAAUCUACCCAGCAAACCGCCGACCACGACCAUAAAUUCCAGCUGGUGGAGCGGGAAAAGACAGCGCUUGAACGCGCCAACGCCGCGCUGGGCCACGAAAAGCUACAGCUGGCCAAGGCGCGAAUGGAGUGCCGCCAAAUGAUGGAAGGCACGCGCAAGUUGGACUAUUUAUUGAGGCAGCAAGCUGCUCUUGGCAACAUUUACGUGCAUCCGCCGUCGAAUCAGUUCAAGCCGCCACCGUCGUGGAGCGUCGCCUUUGACGCCGACAAGGAAGCGAGCAUGUAUUGAUAAGCUGAGACCUUUCUAAUUGUCACAGGACUAUUACAUUAAUACUAUUAAUAGCCUAUCGCAA
Aphanomyces astaci is the source of this 2044-nucleotide messenger RNA. RefSeq lists its product as hypothetical. Lineage: Eukaryota; Oomycota; Saprolegniomycetes; Saprolegniales; Verrucalvaceae. Bases 25 to 1980 code for a protein of 651 amino acids. The transcript is spliced from 7 exons. The record is from RefSeq and is a predicted model, not a curated record.